GGUGAGCGGGUGGAGCUGACGUCACAAGCUUCCAAGAUGGCGCGGAGCGGGCGGCUGUGAGCGGCGCUCUGGGCGCGCUGGGCGGGGAGCCGAGCCGGGCCGGCGGCGGGCGGACAGGGCGGGCGCGUGCGGCGCAGGCCGGGCGCCGACGAGUAGGGGCCGCUGGCAGGCACAUGAGGUAACCAGGCUUUGAUGCACCCUCAGGAGGUCUGCGUACUCAAGGAGGUCACCCCCGCCGGCUGCUGCUCACAUGGUGUCUGGGCCCCUGGCACUCCGGUGGUGCCCGUGGGCAGGGCGCAGGGACAUGGGGCCAGACAUGGAGCUGCCCAGCCAUUCAAAACAGCUCCUGCUGCAGCUGAACCAGCAGAGGACCAAGGGCUUCCUGUGUGAUGUCAUCAUCAUGGUGGAGAAUUCUAUCUUCCGGGCCCACAAGAAUGUCCUGGCUGCUAGUAGCAUCUACUUCAAGUCCCUGGUCCUGCAUGAUAACCUCAUCAACCUAGAUACAGACAUGGUUAGUUCCACCGUGUUCCAGCAGAUACUGGACUUCAUCUACACGGGCAAGCUGCUGCCCAGUGACCAGCCAUCUGAGCCCAACUUCAGCACUCUCCUCACUGCUGCCAGCUACCUCCAGCUGCCUGAGUUGGCAGCCCUCUGCCGCCGCAAACUGAAGCGAGCUGGCAAGCCCUUUGGCCCUGGCCGAGUGGGUGCUGCUGGUAUGGGGCGACCAACCCGUAGUCAGCGGCUGUCCACAGCCUCUGUCAUCCAGGCUCGGUAUCCAGGGCUUGUAGAUGGGCGCAAAGGACACCCUGUUCCCCAAGAGGUCCCUCAGGCCAAAGGAUCAGAUGAUGAGCUUUUUCUGGGCAGCUCUACCCAGGAGAGCACACAUGGCCUGGGCCUGGGGGGCUGCCCAGCUGGUGGGGAGGUGGGCCUGGGGGCCUGCAGCAACAGCAGCAGUGGGAGCAGUGGGGGCUGUGAGCAGGAACUGGGUCUGGACCUGUCCAAGAAGAGCCCUCCCUUACCUCCUACAACCCCUGGCCCCCACCUCACUCCUGAGGACCCUGCCCAGCUGAGUGACAGCCAGCAUGACUCACCUGCACCCACUUCAGCUUCCACGCUGCCUGUUGGCAAUAGUGCCUCAUUUGUGGAGCUAGGGCCCCCUCCUGAAGAGCCCAUGGAUCUGGAAGGGGCUGAAGAAAACCACGUGAGUCUGCUGGAAGGACAGGGCGGGCAACCUCGCAAGAGCCUACGGCAUUCAGCCCGCAAAAAAGAUUGGAACAAAAAGGAGUCUGUGUCUGGGUCCCCAUUUGACCGGAGAGAAACGGGGAUUAAGGGUCCCAACCCAGGGGAAGAAGGUGAGGGGCUUGGGGACAGGGUUCCCAAUGGCAUUCUGGCCAGCAGUGUUGGUGGAAGUGGCCCCAGUGGGUCGUAUGGGGAGCCGCCAUACCCCUGCAAGGAAGAAGAGGAGAAUGGCAAAGAUGGGAGCGAGGACAGUGGGCAGAGUGGGAGUGAGGGGGGCAGUGGCCACACUGGCGCCCACUAUGUGUACCGGCAGGAAGGUUAUGAGACAGUGUCAUAUGGAGACAACCUCUAUGUGUGCAUCCCUUGCGCCAAGGGCUUCCCUAGCUCUGAGCAGCUCAAUGCUCAUGUGGAGACACACACAGAGGAGGAGUUGUUCAUCAAGGAAGAAGGAGCUUAUGAGACCGGCAGUGGGGGGGCAGAGGAGGAGGCUGAGGACCUGUCAACACCUAGUGCAGCCUAUGCAGCUGAGCCCCGUCCUUUCAAGUGCUCAGUCUGUGAGAAGACCUACAAGGACCCGGCCACACUGCGGCAACACGAGAAGACACACUGGUUGACGCGGCCCUUCCCCUGCAACAUCUGUGGCAAGAUGUUCACACAGCGAGGCACUAUGACACGCCACAUGCGGAGCCACUUGGGCCUGAAGCCCUUUGCCUGCGAUGAGUGUGGCAUGCGCUUUACCCGCCAGUACCGCCUCACAGAGCACAUGCGUGUGCACUCAGGUGAGAAACCCUAUGAGUGCCAGCUCUGUGGGGGCAAGUUCACCCAGCAGCGCAACCUCAUCAGCCACCUGCGCAUGCACACCUCCCCUUCCUAGAAGCCAAAGACCCGAGGGAGCCCUCUGCAGACUUGCCACUUGGGAACCCACGGAAGGUGGAGUAAGGAAGCAUGGUGGGAGGGGUUGAGCCCCAAAGUCUGGCACGAGGCUCCCGGCAGCUUCUCUGGCCCAGCCUCCCCACACCCAGAGCUUUAAUCAACAGUGUACCAAGGGAAGCUGAGAGGAGAGAAGCUGCCCGGGCCAGCCCUGUGCGAGUGGUGCUGGUGACUAUUCUACCUCCCUGCCCACUUGGCUCCCCAACUCCCUGAAGGGGCUGCUGAAGAGCAGGUGGGAGCCCAUCAUGUGGUGUCAGUGGGACCUGGUCCCUUACCUGCAGUCUGGGCUGGGGGAGGCACAGGGCUUCCCAUGGUCAAGUGGUGCCUGGAGCAGGCCCUCAGCUGGCAGGGACCUCAACUGUGUGUGUGCAUGUGUGCUUGUAUCUUUGCAGUGCAGUGUGACUCUGGUGUCGGGAAGCUGGUGUCGGGUGGCAGUUCCUUUCUCUUUGAACUGGGGUGGCAACUGCUAGCUGGCACUGGACAGUCAGGGUGACCCCACUGCCUACCUCUCUACAACUAAAGAGCCCUUUGGGCCUGUAAUGCUGUUAUUCCUACUGAGCUGUUCCUAUUUCUUUUUUACAGUUUUUAAAAAUUCUUUUUUAAAACCAAAAUGAACAAUAUUUUCCUCCUGCCUCUUUGGGGAUGAGCCUGGCUCUGCAGACUGAAUGUAACUGGGGCAGCUGCCCCCGCCCUGUCAUUUUCCCUCGUCCCGGUGCUGUGGAAAUGGUUGAACCUGUCUUUCCAAGGCCCCAGAAGCCAUUCUUGUGCAAAGGCUUCCCCAGUCCUGAGCCCUGCUUGCCUGGGCUUCCUCAGGAGAACAGGCUUUUCCCAUAAUUUCCAAGGAAUAUCACUUGAUAGAGGUACUUAUUUUAUUGAGAACCCUCCACUCUCAUAUGUUUUUUGGGGUGUUUGAACUGGAAGAUCUGAAGUUUCAGAGGGUGGAGGGGAGGCCAGACUUGGUGCCAGGGCCAUCGGUACUCUUGUUGGUAUGUGCGUGCGAGUGCAUGGCUGUGUGUGUGUUGCUUAUGCACAGACAUUUUGCUUCCUUGCUCACUGAACAAGGUGGAGAGCCUUGUGACCUUUUGCUACCUCUUGAAUUCAAUACCACAGUACUGUCAAGGCUGAGCCACUUGGUUUUGUUUUCCUACAGUGGGAGUAAACUGGGCUUGGGCUGGCCUGAGCCCCUUAUGGGCCUCAGUGUUCUCUGAAGGGGUGAUUGCUGUUCAGGGGAUGCCGUGAGGGGGGCAGGUGCUGGGCACCUGAAUAACAGAAGCCAUGAGAAGGGGCAGCUCCCUGUGUGGGCCUGAGUGAGGUGGAAGUGAGCCGGCCCCAUCCUGUCUCCUCCUGAGCUCUGUGUAUCUAAGAAACUACUGCAGAGUCAGAGGUGAGGGGCAGCCUCCACUUAGCAAGUACAGGGUCAAACUAACCCUUACAUGGGUAAGUCAGUCAGCCUCAGGUGCUUGCAUGGGGUCCAGCAAGGGGCAAGGCCAGACCAAGGCUGUCUGUGCUCUGCCACAAAUGAGCCACAGAUCUGGGCUGGUAGGCUUUAUCAUGUUGCUUGAUACAUACAAUGAAAAUGGCUUUUCAUUUUCCUUUCGAUUUUUUUUUUUUUU
Molecule: messenger RNA, 3782 nt
Organism: Chionomys nivalis (European snow vole)
Lineage: Eukaryota; Metazoa; Chordata; Mammalia; Rodentia; Cricetidae
Gene: Hic2
Product: HIC ZBTB transcriptional repressor 2
Exons: 3
Coding region: 251-2113 (620 amino acids)
Biological process (GO): regulation of transcription by RNA polymerase II
Cellular component (GO): nucleus
Molecular function (GO): protein binding; RNA polymerase II cis-regulatory region sequence-specific DNA binding; DNA-binding transcription factor activity, RNA polymerase II-specific
Source: RefSeq, a predicted model, not a curated record